AUGUCACAGGAGCAAAUACACGACUUCAUGGCCAUCACAAGUGCCUCCUCCACGAACUUGGCCCGCCAGUUCCUGGAGAUGGCCGACAACAACCUCGACACCGCCAUUUCUCUCUUCUUCGAGAACGGGGGCAACAAUGCAGCUCCCAGCAUGCAAGAUAGAGAGGAUGAAGAUUCAGAACUAGCACAGAAAUUACAGAAUGAGGCAUAUCAGGAACCAGAAGUGAGACCGCCCGAUGAAGCUAGGCAUGAGACGCUGGCGGGAGAUGUGACGACUCAUGUGUUUCCCGGGAGAUUUGGUGGUGUAGGAGGUGCAUUCCAACCUUUGAAUAGGGUUAGUGAUAUGUUCGAUACGUCGGUCCCCGCGGGAGUCUUUAAUCAGAGAUUUGAGGAUGCUGGGGAGGAUGAUUAUGGCAAGUUUGAGAGUGAUUCGGAUGAUGAUGACGAUGAUGACGACGACGAAGAUGAUGAUGAUGAAUAUGAGUAUGUAGAGGAGUCCACGGUGGACAUUGGUGACGAUGGGAACCUUAGAGAAUCAACAAAGUUGGUAAGAAGACCGAAGUACGAAACCAAGGCGCAGAAAUUGGCAAAUCUAUUCAAACCGCCCUUUAAGAUGAUGUCCAAGUUGAACCUGGAAGGUGCUAAACUGAAGGCAAGAAGAAAAAAUAAAUGGAUCAUGAUUAACAUUCAGGAUACAGGCAUAUUCCAAUGUCAGGUCCUGAAUAGAGAUUUAUGGUCCUCCAAAGAAGUCAGGAAAUUGAUUAAGAAGAACUUUAUCUUUUUACAAUAUCAAUAUGAAUCUCGUAACGCUGAACCAUAUUUGAAUUUUUACCCGCUUGUCAAUAAGAAGGAUGAUUUGCCCCAUAUUGCCAUCCUGGACCCAAUUACAGGGGAACGUGUCAAACAAUGGAAUCAAGAAGUACCCAAACCGGACUACUUUAUUUCAGAAAUUUUGAAGUUUUUGACAGAUUAUUCCUUAGAUCCAACAGGAACCAACCCAACUGUUAAGGAACCCACACCAGAGAUAGAUCCAACAACGCUUUCUGAAGAACAACAAUUGGAAUUUGCCAUAAAGCAAUCAUUGGGGCAAUCAGCGGAUAAACCAAUUUCUGUGGAUGAUGAGGAGGAGGAGGACGCAGAUGGUGAUGUAAAUAUGGACAAUACUAAGAGUGAGACAGCUUCAGAAGUAGAGGAAGCAGAGGAAAAGCAUUUAGAUGCAUUUGACACCAUCAAACCCAUUAAACAUGAUGAACCGGCAAAUAAACCGGGAAUAACUACAAGAAUACAGAUUCGUACAGGUGAUGGGAAGAGGAUAGUGAAAAGGUUUAAUGCAAUGGAAGACAGUGUUCGUACUCUUUAUGAAGUGGUAAAAUCUGAAAUUGAAGGUUAUGAUACAUGUCGAUUCACAUUAAGUAAUCAUCUAAGAGAGGAUCUGAUAAAUAAACUGGAUAUGAGCAUCUCAGAUGCAGGCCUUAAGAACAGUUCAUUACUCCUGGAGAAAUAUGAAGAUUAG
This is a messenger RNA of Naumovozyma castellii, 1512 nucleotides long. RefSeq names its product DNA protein crosslink repair co-factor UBX5 (gene UBX5). The record is from RefSeq and is a predicted model, not a curated record. Lineage: Eukaryota; Fungi; Ascomycota; Saccharomycetes; Saccharomycetales; Saccharomycetaceae. The transcript has a single exon. The coding region runs from base 1 to 1512 and encodes 503 amino acids.